GAGGCGAGUCCCGGCUCGGACGGAGAGGGUCUGGCCGAGAGGACGUCGUGCUCAUUUGGCUCACCCGCCGACCUGGCCCCCGGCCCCUGCAGCGACCCAUCGCCCCCGGCCUCCAUGGAGGAGAUCCAGGUGGAGCUGCAGUGCGCAGACCUGUGGAAGCGCUUCCAUGACAUCGGCACAGAGAUGAUCAUCACUAAGGCGGGCAGGCGGAUGUUUCCUGCCAUGCGGGUAAAGAUCGCAGGACUGGACCCUCAUCAGCAGUAUUACAUCGCCAUGGACAUUGUGCCUGUGGACAACAAGAGAUACAGGUAUGUGUACCACAGCUCGAAGUGGAUGGUGGCAGGAAACGCCGACUCCCCGGUGCCUCCGCGGGUCUACAUCCACCCAGACUCUCUGGCCUCAGGAGACACCUGGAUGAGGCAGGUGGUCAGCUUCGACAAACUCAAACUCACCAACAACGAACUGGACGACCAGGGACACAUCAUCCUCCACUCCAUGCACAAGUAUCAGCCUCGUGUUCACGUCAUCAGGAAGGACUUCAGCAGCGAACUCUCUCCAAACAAGCCGGUGCCGAGCGGCGAGGGAGUGAAGACCUUCAGCUUCCCCGAGACCGUCUUCACCACCGUCACCGCCUACCAGAACCAGCAGAUCACCAGACUAAAGAUCGAUCGCAACCCGUUCGCCAAAGGAUUUCGGGACUCCGGCAGAAACAGGACCGGCCUGGAGGCCAUCAUGGAGACUUAUGCUUUCUGGAGACCUCCUGUGAGGACCCUGACAUUUGAAGACUUCACCAACAUGCAGAAACAACAAGGUGGAAGCACAGGCACUUCACCCACCACCUCCAGCACAGGAACCCCCUCCCCUUCUGGUGCGGCCCACCUCCUGUCCCCCUCCUGCUCCCCUCCGACCUUCCACCUGGCUCCCAACACCUUCAAUGUGGGCUGCAGGGAAAGUCAGCUCUGCAACCUGGGUCUGUCUGAGUACCCAGCGUGUGCCCGCAGUAACAUGGCGGCCCUGCAGGGCUACGGUGGCCUGGCCGACAGUUCCUACGGACGCCUCCAGGCUGCAGGGGGCGGUGUGGCCUCCGCUCAGCCCUCUGAAUCCUUCCUUCCACAGAGGACUUCCUCCUUGAUUGCUGCUGGUAUGCAAGGGAGCACUCAUCCAUCCCUGACCGGUGGCAGUGGCGGCAGUGGCACCGGAGGCAAGAUGGAAGCCUAUGGCGGUCAGCUCGGCUCCUUCCCAGCCUCGCAGCUUCAGUAUGUGAUGCAAGCCGGAGGCGGCUCGAGCGCCGCCUCAUCCUCCUCAUCCGGAUCCUCCCCUUCCUCCGCCCACAUGUUCAGUGGGAGCCACCACCACGUGCAGCAGGGCUCCUACAACGCUUUCUCCCUGCACAACCCUUACAACCUGUACGGAUACAACUUCCCCACCUCUCCUCGUCUGGCCACCAGCCCGGAGAAGCCCCAGGGAGGUUUGCUCUGCUCCUCCUCACCUGCCGGGGCCUUCGCUGAGCGCCAGUACCUGUCCAACGGAGGCAUGGACACGAUGCACAUGAUCGGCAACACCACCGGUGGCCAGCAGGGCGGCGGCUCCUGCGACGGUCGUCAAUAUGGCUCCUCUUCUCAGAUGUCAAUGCACAUGGUGUAG
Paralichthys olivaceus (Japanese flounder) is the source of this 1644-nucleotide messenger RNA. NCBI's taxonomy places the organism in Eukaryota, Metazoa, Chordata, Actinopteri, Pleuronectiformes, Paralichthyidae. The record is from RefSeq and is a predicted model, not a curated record.